Saccostrea echinata is the source of this 1853-nucleotide messenger RNA. Its product is annotated as nucleolar protein 9-like. The record is from RefSeq and is a predicted model, not a curated record. The transcript has 11 exons. Lineage: Eukaryota; Metazoa; Mollusca; Bivalvia; Ostreida; Ostreidae. The coding region runs from base 1 to 1806 and encodes 601 amino acids. Gene Ontology annotation, cellular component: 90S preribosome; preribosome, small subunit precursor; nucleolus. Gene Ontology annotation, biological process: endonucleolytic cleavage to generate mature 5'-end of SSU-rRNA from (SSU-rRNA, 5.8S rRNA, LSU-rRNA); ribosomal small subunit export from nucleus; endonucleolytic cleavage in ITS1 to separate SSU-rRNA from 5.8S rRNA and LSU-rRNA from tricistronic rRNA transcript (SSU-rRNA, 5.8S rRNA, LSU-rRNA). Gene Ontology annotation, molecular function: RNA binding.
AUGAGUAAAACCUCCCAAGGCAAAGGAUCACGCUGUUUCAUUCUGUAUGUAAACAUGGGUAAGAAAGACAAAAAGAAAGGCAAUCCCAAAUCACAUAGUAGACAGAUUAACAGAAAAGUUGAUGAUGAAACUGUAAAUUACUAUUCACGUAUUGCUGCAACUUUAGACGAAGGAUUUGAGGGACAAGAAGAACAAGAGUUAUUUCUACAUAAUGUGUUCAUCCAACUUGAAAAAGAAGAUAUUCAUGUGUUUAUGCACCCAUCUCUACAGGAAGUUUUAGUGAAGCUAACAGAACUGUCUAGUAUAGAACAAGCCACUAAACUGCUACAAAUUCUCAAAGAAAAUACAGAAGAACUAUUGAAUGAUGGGAAAUCCAGGAAAGUUAUGUGUAGUCUACUCCUUCAGGUAGCUGAGUUUGUAGAAAAAGACAUAGACAGUCAGAGAAGUGAAGAAAAUGAUGACCACAUGGAAGAAUUAAAAGAUGUUUUUCUGGAGAUUUGUCAGAGUCUCAAAGGAGAUGUUGAAAAUGUCCUUGUUGUGAAAACCGUUUUGCAGAUUUUGGGUGGCCAUGUCAACAUUUCAGCAAAAGAACUUGGAGUCAAAAGAACAAAGACUGCAUGGUCCUAUACUCCACCAAUAGAAUUUAUUCAAACAUUUCAUGAAAUGUGUGACACCAUAUUUAGUUUAGAGGAUAUUGAGAAGAAAGUUGAGCACAACAAAGCAAGUAUGGUUCUGACACAUAUAUUCCCUCUCCUUCACAAAGUGGACCAGGCAGCAUGUCACAAAUUUAUAAGGAAGUAUCUGACCAUGUCAUCAGUUCUACAGGACUAUGAAAAGUUUCUCUGGCUUGUGUCUGACAGUCGAGGCUCUUUCUUAAUGCAGACAGUUAUAGAGUGUUCCUCAGACGAGAUCUACACUGAGCUAUAUACAUCAGUUUGUAAGGGGCACCUGCUAAAUCUUGCUAUCCACCCACAAGCUAACUUUGUCUUGGAGAGCCUCAUAGCUAGGGCUGUUGACAAAGACCAGUUUGAGGAUAUAUUCAUGGAGUUGAAGGAAAAUUUUGAGGAUGUUCUUGCCUUCAAUCAUUUGAGGAUCAUCAGCAGUUUGGCCAAAGCCUCCUUGAAAUUGAAAACAUGCCAGAUGAAGCUAGUCAAGCAUUUAAUGAGAGCUUUCCACUGCUUUGAGCCAGAAGAUCGCCAAGGAUUGUUUGUCCCUCUUCUUGCCACCUUAACAACAUAUGAAGUUUAUUUUGGGAUUGAAGAGGGCUCAGACAAACCAACAAAAGAGAAUCCAACAUUAGGGAAAGUGAACAUACAUGGCUCUCUCAUUCUACAAACAUUGCUCGAGUUUAAGAACCCUAAAUAUGUUGUAAAUAGUUUCUUACAAAUGACCCCAGAAAAUCUUCGUAACAUGGCAUGUGAUUCCUCUGGAAGUCGUGUGAUGGAAGUUUUCUUUAAAAGUUGUACUGUGACAGAGAAGAAUAAAGCAGCCAUGGUUGAUCAGCUCCAGGAUGUGUUACAAGACAUUGCAUGCAGUUCCUGUGGAUCUUGGAUCAUUGAGACCAUGUGGAAAGAGCUCCCCCUUCAAAAGAAAACUGAUAUUGUAAAGAUAUUGGCAAAGCAUGAGAGACGCCUAUCUAAUGACCAGUAUGGCAGAUACAUUCACAAGAACUGUGGAGUGUCCACUUACAUACACAAUGUUAAAAACUGGAAAGAAAUGCAGACAAGUAGUCAGAAAAAAAGAAAAAUGUUUCAGGAAAUUCUUGAAGCACCUGACAUAAAGAAAAAGAAGAAGAAAAAAGCCUAGUUUUGUGAAUUGAGUAAACUUAGAAAUAAAAGAUCUUUUUUAUUUGU